GUUCAGUAACGGAAUCUUGCAAAGGACUUUAACCGUCACAUCUCCAUUUUGAACUGCAAAUUGUUCCUUCAUUUGUAGACAUGCUGGCAGAUGCGCUGAAAUUUGCUGAUUUAUGCGUUCUGUUAUCGAAAUUACGCGAGGCAAAGGGAGCUACCGCAUCGGUGAUGCGGAAGAAGCACUUUGAAAAAUUUGUUGCGAGUUGUGCGGACAAAUGUGGCGAAGGAGAGGAUGUUGAGUUGGGUUUCCAUCCGAUCCUCCGACUUCUACUUACUACAAAAGACACAAGGAGUUUAAAUAUAAAAGAAAAAAAAUUGGUGGAUCGAGUCUGUAAGGCUUUGGCUCUCAAGCCCGCCGAUAUUCCUAACGCAAAAGUCCAGAAUGCUACAAAAGUUUGUGAAGUUCUGGCUUCCGAAGUUUCGUCUCGGAUUGCACCAGAAGAUUUUGAACACCUAUCGGUUGCAGAGAUAAACAAGAGACUAGAUAACAUGAGCGAGAGCUCAGAUACCACAAACCUUCAGUACCUCUUCAAGAAUUGUUCUCAAGACGAGCUUUUUUGGAUAUUCAACAUAAUGAUUAAAAAUGUUGAGUCUACGAUUGGUGUGGCAACCAAUAUCAUUUUAUCAUGGCUAGGGCCACAAGCUGUGAGCCGAUGGAACGCUGCUCGCGAUUUAGCAGAAGUUGUAGCCCCAACUGUGCAAGACGAUGAGUCACUUCUUGGAGCCAAUUUUCGUCCCAUGCUGCUAGCACGGCUUCCCAAGGAGGGUUGGUGGGAAGUGAUCAAAGAGAACUGUGGCGAUGAGUUCUUUGUUGAGACUAAAUACGAUGGAGAGCACGUACUUUUGCACAAAAUUGAUCGCGAUAAGUAUAAAUGGUAUACAAGGAAUGGCAAAGAUUUUACAAAGGAUUAUGGAGGCUCGUCAAAACUGACCGAUUUAGUAUCGGGUCGAAUUCACUCACUUUUCCGAUCGACUGUGACUGACUGCAUCCUCGAUUGCGAAUUGAUGUUGUGGGAUAAGAAGCUGAAAAAAUUAGUUCGCCGUCAGUUCAAAUCCCAAAAUUCGGAAUUUCGUAGCCAUUCCUUCCGCCACAUCGACCCUAUAGAUCAUGUACAACUUGCUGUGGUUGUCUUCGAUUUACUGCAUCUGAAUGGAAAAUCCAUUAUGAACGCUCCAUUAUAUCAGCGUAUACAAGCUCUUGAAGUCGCUGUUCUGAAAGACAACAAACAUAUUGAUACCAUAACGGUAGCCCCAAGGAAGACUGUUAACACAAAGGAAGAAGUGGAGCAACUGUUUUCAAAAGCGUUGAGUGCCGGUGAAGAAGGUAUUGUUGUGAAGCGAAAAGAUGUGACAUAUCAGCCGGGUACUAGAAUGACCAAGAAUGGUUGGUUCAAACUAAAAGCAUAUCUUGGUGACAACGAACUGGAUGUGGCAGUAGUCGCUAUUGACAAAGGCAAGGAUAACCAGGUGACCUACCAGCUUGCUGUUCGGGAUGGUGACAAAUACCAAACCAUUACCCACUGUUCAUCUGGACUUGGUCGAGUCGAUAGAGAUUAUAUCUACGAUCUGGCUACGCGUUCCGAAGGUCCGCUCCUAGAGAAAGCUCCUCCAGAGUUGCGUGGGUGGAAAAUACAUGAUCCCAAAGGAGGUUAUAUCAGAAGAGAGCACUGGAUAGUUGUUGAGAUGACGGCAGCUGGAGUUCGCGAUGGUCAAUUUAUCGACCCAGUCAUGAAACGAAUACGAUAUGAUAAGGAUGUGGAUGAGGUAGACACGCUCAAGACAUUCGAAAGUUAUGAAGAGUUGCUUCACAACAGCAAACUAUCGGACAAGAGUCCAUCCAAAGCGAAACCCAGAAAAGUUACGAAAAGAAUGAUUGUUGAGUCAAGUGCUGUACCCGUAGUCGAUCCCAAGCAGAUUCGUUCUGACUUGCCUCUAAGUGGAAAAACUGUAUGUGUACUGUAUGGUACGGAUGAACGAUUACGUAAGCGACUCAUGGAAAUUCUGAAGACUUUUGGAGCUAAUGUGGUUGCCAACCCGGGAGCUGACAUGAGUUUGGUUGUAGCUACAACAGAGAAACAUCCGAAGACAAGGGCUCAGGUACAAGCUGGUGAGGUUACGGUGUUGAAGUCGAAAUGGGUGUUAAGAUGUGAAGAAGAGGGUAAAGUGGUGAAAUGGAAGCGUGAUGAAGUCCUGAAUGAGGUCGAAGGAGGUUUUUCCAUAGAAUGAAUUGGAUUUCUUUCUUU
Molecule: messenger RNA, 2239 nt
Organism: Cylicocyclus nassatus
Lineage: Eukaryota; Metazoa; Nematoda; Chromadorea; Rhabditida; Strongylidae
Source: the annotation of a GenBank genome assembly